AUGUCUGGUGAAAGCACGUCAGGCGUUGAAAUGCUAAUCGGUAUGGGACACUUUAUACAAUGGAACACAGAGCUAGUUGACUUCCAAGUUAUGUUUUCACUUCCUCGGAUAUGUAUGACACUGUUCCAGCGAGCCGUCAUGCCAGAAGGUAAAGAUCCUCUGGACAAUUCGACUAUUGGCGAGGGGCAUCUUGCCGAACCACCUCCCACAACUACCAGCAUUCGAAGCAUACACUCCGCUGGUGACUUGUUUACACAUCCUGCUGACCUUUGGUUACAGUCAGCAGAAUUCUAUCAUGGCUACCUUCCAAGAGAAGACAUACCACCACUUCUGCUCAAGACCGGAGACUUUCUUGUACGUUUGAGCGAG
This is a messenger RNA of Ostertagia ostertagi, 369 nucleotides long. The record is from the annotation of a GenBank genome assembly. NCBI's taxonomy places the organism in Eukaryota, Metazoa, Nematoda, Chromadorea, Rhabditida, Trichostrongylidae.